Molecule: messenger RNA, 3244 nt
Organism: Papilio polytes (common Mormon)
Lineage: Eukaryota; Metazoa; Arthropoda; Insecta; Lepidoptera; Papilionidae
Product: protein SCAI
Exons: 10
Coding region: 950-2941 (663 amino acids)
Biological process (GO): DNA-templated transcription
Cellular component (GO): nucleus
Molecular function (GO): transcription corepressor activity
Source: RefSeq, a predicted model, not a curated record
CUUCUCCAAGCUUUGUAUUAAAACUUGUUUGUUUUUGACGGUGAAAAGAAGACGCUAGUUCUACUUGAGAGUUCAAGAUUCAUCUCACCGGAGUCACACCUCCAGGCUCAAAGCAUUUUGGGCUCGAAAAUUUGGAUUGAGCAAUACCAUACCAAGAAUAUUAAAAAAUGCAAAUGCAUCUGAGAACAAGAAUAAGAACGGAAAGAAGAAGCACAUAACUUUCGUCGAGCCUCACCGGCUACCUAGAGUAGGCUCAUGGGAAUCUCCUGUGCGGUCACCAAUAAACAUCAGCAGGGGCACACAAACUCCUACACAAUCGCCUCUGAGGACCAAACGAGAACCUUCUAGGGAACCUUCCAGGGAAUCUUCUAGGGAACCUUCUCCCGAACCGGGACCUUCGCAUCGGUAUCCCGAACCAAUAAAGAUCCGCUUAGAUAAAACCAAAUUUCGGAGAUACAUUUCGGCCGACCGUUUAACAUCUGAUGCUGCUACAUGCACGACCAUCGCUGACAGGAUAGCUAGCCAGAUCGCGAAGAACCCCCAAAAGCAUCUUCUUUUGGCAAGGCUUGCCUUAGCGGUUCCCAUAAAUUCUAAAACAGGCUUACCAUACGUACGCCCACGAAGUAAAUCUCUUGAGGCGUACAAAAACCACCCUAGCUAUUCGUCUCCACCCUCCCCGGCUCCUUUCGGACCAGGAGAGAGUCGUCACCCAUCAGUGACAUACGUUUUUAGGGAGACGUAUGAAUUUGAAGAUUUGUCUUCAGCGAGUGACGACGACAGUACCAUAGAUCUUGUAUCUAAGUUCAGAAAUCUUUUUACGAAUCAGAAAGAUUUUGAUAAUUUCCGCAACAGACUGUGCACGUCAGAGCCGUACAACAUAAAUUCGCUGACAGACUAUUCGUAUUACCAACAAGCAUUCAACAGCAACACUAUUAGAACAGGACAUACAAUGAAUCCUCUUGAAGAUCACGAACGAAAAGUUAUCAUAGAGUUUUGUCACCUGUUGGAGAAAUCGAAGCAGCUCUUCAAUGGCCUAAGGGAACUCCCACAAUAUGGUCAUAAGCAAUGGCAUUCAUAUUUUGGGCGGACAUUCGACGUUUACACAAAGCUAUGGAAAUUCCAACAACAGCACCGUCUAGUUCUCGACAACAAGUACGGCCUCAAGCGAUGGCAGAUCGGAGAAAUUGCCUCAAAAAUCGGGCAACUGUACUAUCACUUUUAUCUACGCACAAGCGAAACUGGAUACUUGAGCGAAGCAUUUUCAUUCUAUUCCGCAAUACGAGGCCGCAGUUACUACACGCAGGCGAGCAAAUCAGAUAAAUGCGAACUGAUGGUCAAGAAGCUCCGGUACUACGCAAGAUUCAUUGUUGUUUGCCUUCUCCUCAAGAAACUUGCUCUCGUACGAGAACUGAUAAAAGAACUUGAUAAACAAAUCAUAGAGUACGGAGCAACAUACGAUCCUGACGACCAGAUAGAGUGGACUGUCGUAAUGGAUGAAGUCAAGGCUUUUAUAGUCGCAGAAGCUGCGGUGACCGUUCUGCAUCCGGACAACUAUCCCAUCGUGCUCUCUCAUAGACUCAAUAUCAUGAGCGUCCCGCCUCCGGAGCGGCCAUCAGUUGCCACUCUAAAACUUCAAGAAGCCGUCAUUGUGGGCAGCGUGUCGCAGCAAGUUAAAUUCUCCGAAUUAACAAUGGAUAUGUACCGAAUCUUGCAAACCCUAGAAUGGGAACCCACUGGCGAAAUGCCUCAAGUGUACAACGAAUCGCCGCGUUAUCGCUACGCUUCAGCACCACUAAUUAAUAAAGGUUAUAACCACGACGGCAUUAUACGAAACGAGAACCCCCACAAGUAUCUAUUGUUCAAGCCAUCAGCAGCGCAGGUGUUGGUGUACUUAGCGAGCGGCUGCUACGACCUGCCUAACAACGGAGCGCUAUUGCUCUACAUUUCCGCAGACGCCCUCAUUGUGCCAGCUUCGAAGAUAACUGAAGACACUGGAUACGACGUCGGUGGUCUUAUGACCAAUGUCAAGAGCGACUUGCAUCGCGAACGAGAAAGAGAACGGGAUAGAGAGAGAGCACGAGAAAGAGGUCGUGAUCGGGAGCGGGAAAGGGACCGAGACCGAGAGAGGGACCGGGAGCGUGAUAGAGAUAGGGUUUGGGAACGUGAGAGAGAUCGUGAGCGGGAGCUUGAUUGCGAUCGCGAACGUGACCGGGAGCGUAACCGGGAGCGUAACCGAGAGCGAGAGCGUGACCGUGAGCGAGACCAAGAUCGGGAGCAAGACGGGGAGAGAGGCGAGCGUGACCGCGAAGAUGCAUCUCGUGAACCAAGACCGACACAAUCUCGGUCCAAAGACCCGCAAUGCAUUCACCCCGGGGACUUAUACCCUUUCACCCGGUGCCCUCUAUUCAUCAUCGUCGACUCGGAUAACUCGUACAUUUUUCAAAACAUACCGCGGCACUUCGCGCAGCCGCUCAUCGUGCUCAUGUCACCGUUGGAAGUUCCAAAUACGUUUCCACCGGAUUACAGGAAGGAGGGUAGUUUGUUCACACUGUUCCUGCACUCGCCGUUAUCAGCAUUCUGCUACUGCUGCGACAUUAAGACAGUGCCGCUGGUGCAGUGGGAACGCUCGCAGACCUACAUCGAAGCCUUCAACAUAGAAGCCGCGCAAGUCAUGUUGAGACAUCGCAUUGACACAGCAUUUAUAUCGUUCAUGUCGGACGACUUCUUGCGUCUACUGCUACUUCGCUUCAUGUUCUGCGCCGUGGCUCUACGCAUGCACCGCGGCUUCCGCUCCAGGAACCAAUUGCCCCGCUCUUCGCCCCCUCUGCCCGAUGACUUACUGGAGCACCCGACACUCGUGCACAUCGUCAUGGAUCUAGCUGUUCACCUGCAGGUUAGAAGCCACUUCCACGAUUCAUCUGGUCCUCCAACCAGCAACUAAAAUGAAAAAAAAAAACUUCUGAAAAUCAUUCCUUUAAUAUUAAUAGGUGUGUAGUUCAUUUUGCUGUUUGCAUGUUAUUUAAGAAUUUAAUAGGUAAUGUGUCUGUUGUGAAAGACAUGUCACAGGCAAAUGGUAUACGAGUAAGUAAUUACGUUGUUUACAAACGGCGUACAUAUGUAAAGUUUCAAGUUUUCUGGGGACAUAAUUACCAUGAGCGUCGAUGAACACCUUUGUGUUUCCGCUGCUAUUUUGCCCCUUUCUAUUGUGAACAAACAAAUUUACAAACUCAUAAUAGAUGCAUAA